Rhincodon typus (whale shark) is the source of this 5855-nucleotide messenger RNA. RefSeq names its product UTP6 small subunit processome component (gene utp6). Lineage: Eukaryota; Metazoa; Chordata; Chondrichthyes; Orectolobiformes; Rhincodontidae. The record is from RefSeq and is a predicted model, not a curated record. Bases 182 to 1972 code for a protein of 596 amino acids. The transcript has 19 exons. Gene Ontology annotation, biological process: maturation of SSU-rRNA from tricistronic rRNA transcript (SSU-rRNA, 5.8S rRNA, LSU-rRNA). Gene Ontology annotation, molecular function: snoRNA binding; protein binding. Gene Ontology annotation, cellular component: small-subunit processome; Pwp2p-containing subcomplex of 90S preribosome.
GAUCCUGAUGGUUCUCUGAUUAGUUCCAGAAGUUUCUGAACAAUCCCUGUGCCUCUGGUGGGAGUGGGGGAGAUUUAUUUUGUGGAAACUUCCGGCAGGAAGACGGAACGGAGAUUCGGGGCACAGAGUUCCUUGUGGCGGAGCCGGGUUUGGGGGGACCGGAAGUGGCGGUCACGCGGCGAUGGCGGAGCGGGUUCAGUGGCGGCUCGAGGAGAGACUCCCGGAGCUGGAGCAGCUGGAGAGAGUGGGUCUGCUCACCGGCACCGAGUGCAGAGCGUUGAUGAAGAAGGUUACAGCCUUGGAGCACAAGGUGCAGAGACGGGCACUGAACAAGGAGAGUUUCAUCAGCUAUAUCCAGUAUGAAAUUAACUUUUUGGAAUUGAUCAAGAGGCGGCGAGUGCGAGCUGGCUACUACUUUAAGAAAGAAGAAAUUGAAUACGCCAUUGUUAACCGCAUUCACGCCCUGUUCAGACGGGCUCUCUCCAAGUGGAAGGCGGAUGUCCAGUUGUGGCUCUCUCAUAUCGCAUUUUGCAAAAAAUGGAAUACCAAGCUGAAGCUGAGCAAAGUGUUCUCUGCGAUGUUGGCCAUUCAUCCAGACAAACCAGCUUUAUGGAUGAUGGCAGCAAAGUGGGAAAUGGAGGAUCAGUUAUCGUCAGAAAGUGCCAGACAUUUAUUCCUGCGAGCUUUGCGUUUCCAUCCAGAAUCUCAGAAGCUGUACCAGGAGUAUUUCCGGAUGGAGCUGAUGCACGUGGAGAAGAUGCGGAAGGAGAAACAGCUGCUGGAAACGGCCAAGCUGAAGCUGACCGAAGCAGAGUAUCCAGAGGAGAUUGUCCGUGGAGAUUUGGCUCGUAUUGUUUAUAAGAACGCCAUUGAGAAGAUUCCGGGAGAUGCAGAGUUCCACCUGUCCUUUUGGACAAUUGCAGUGAUGUUUGAUUUCACACAGGACCUUCGCAAAGAGAUUGUGGAGGACCUACAGACUCUGCACAGUAACCACCCAGUGUGCUGGGACUUUGUGGCCAGGCAGGAGUUAGAUGCAGACUUGCCGGUAUCAGAGUGCUCCAAACAGACAAAAGCCUCUGAUGUUGCUCGCAGGGAGGAGCGGUGCUGGGCUGUGUAUGAGAAAGCUGUCGCCUCUGUGCCAACAGAAGCCAUGUGGAAAUGUUAUAUCGGUUUCUGCCUGGAAAGGUUUAAACGGAAAACCAACAAUGAAUUUCUUCGAAACAAGAGACUGAACAAGGUGCUGAAUGUCUUUGAAAAGGCCAGUGAAUCCUCUCUUUUACCCCAGGCUCUCUAUAAACAGUGGCUUCGAUUGUUAGUGGACCAGGGUGAUGCUGAGAAAGCGAUCAGAUUGGUCAAGUCUGAAAGCGCUAACUUUGCCGGUUCGCUGCAGAUGUGGCAGAGCAGCUUGGAGGUUCUGAUUGAGCUACAGAGUCCAGAUGUCAGCCACGUCUUUCAGGAGGCUUUCCAGAAGGUCCCUGCCAAGGAAGCUUUGCCCCUGUGGCUUCUCUGUUUGGAUUGGAGUGAAAGUACGAGCAGUGUUAAUGAGACUGAAUCUGUCUAUCAGCGUGCACUGCAGACACCAAUUGCAGCUGUCUCUGUCACUGUGAAAGAGAGAUAUCUUGACUGGGCCCUUAAAGCCAGAGGCUACAAGAGAGCAAGGAAAGUCUUCAAUAGUCUUUGUGAAAAUGGGCCCUUUUCUUUAGAGUUUUUCAAGAAAAUGAUUGCGAUUGAAAAGCAGCAGGAAUGCAGCAGAAUGGAGCGUUUGAGGGAAUAUUACGAGCGGGCACUGCGGGAGUUUGGAUCUACAAAUGCUGAUCUGUGGCUGGAGUAUAUCAAGGAAGAGCGGGGACACCCACAGGGUAAACCUGAGCUGACGGGUCAGAUCCAUUGGAGGGCCAUGAAGACACUGGCUGGAAUCGAGGUGGACCGGUUUGUGUCUCAGUACACCCUGCUACAGACUGGUCACUUGUAACAUCCAACCAACAUUCCAUUUGGAAUGAAACCUUCAUCUUGUGAACAUUCCCAGUCAAUCCUGGACUCUGUCACUGUGCUGGAGGAUUUUCAAGUUGAUUUUAGUUUGGAUUUCAGGAUCUCUUGAGGAGUCCAGGGCUUGCUGCUGUGUCACAGCCAGACCCUGUGCUUGGGGCAGCAUUAAGACAUGGUCUGUCUGAACUUGCCCAGUAAUGUGUUAGUGAUGCACCUGAGCAAUCUUAACCCGAGUGAGAAUAAACCACAAUCCUACAAGAAACUUCACAUUGGAGCUGGAACACUGAGCUCAAGAAAUUGAAUUCAUUUUGCCUAAUGCAUAGGCAUGAGUUGAUCUCAACUUUUUGCUGGGGUUGUGCUGCUGUGAUAGAGCCUGGGCUCAUUACAGGUUCCACAAAGAACGAGGGAGGGGAAGGGGAGCCCAGGGGUGGGGAGCAGAGCUUAGGGGAAGAGCAGGGUCUCAGAUAUAUCAAUGUUAUGGCCUUGACUGCUUUUUGUGGCAGUGAAUCCCACAGGCUCCCCACCCUCUGGAUAUAAAACAGUACAGCACAGGAACAGGCCCUUCGGCCCAUCAAGACUGCGCCAGCAUGUGACAUCUUCCUAAUCUAAACUCCCCUGCCCUCUACAUCGUCCAUAUCCCUCUAUUCGUGCACCUGUCAAGAUGCCUCUUAAAUGUUGCUAUUAUAUCCUCCUCUUGCACCUCUUCUGGCAGCAUACUCUAGGCACUUACCACCCUCUAACAAAUCUGCCUCUUACAUCUUCUUUGAAUUUACCCUCUUUUACCAUAGACCCAUGUCCCCAAGUUAACAUUUCUACCCUGAGAAAAAGACUCCAACUAUCCAUUCCAUUGAUGCUUCUCAUAAUUUUGUAAACUUCUAUCAGGGCACCCCUCAUCCUUGGACUUGGAAGUCAAAGCACACGAAGCUUGUCCUUACAGCUAAUACCUUCUAUUCCAGGCAACAUCCUGGUAAACCAUUUCUGUACCCUUUCCAAAGCCUCCACGUCCUUCUGGUAGUGUGGUGACCAGAAUGUGCACAAUAUUCCAAAUGUGGCUGCAUUAAAGUUUUGUACAGCUGCAACAUUUUUUCUAUGCCAAUUUUUAUACUCUAUGUCCUGAGCGAUGAAGGCAAGCAUGCCAUUGCCCUGACAACUUUAUCUACUUGUGGUCUUUUGCCACUUUCAGAGAACUGUGAACCUGUAUGCCCAGAUCCCUCUGCAUGUUGAUGAUACUGAGAGUUGUGCCAUUUACUGUAUAGUCUCCUCCUGCAUUAGAACUGCCAAAAUGCAUCACCUCACAUUUACUCAGAUUAAAUUCUAUCUGCCAUUUCUCCGCCCAGGUCUCCAACCUAUCUAUAUAUCUUGCUGUAUCCUCUGGCAAUCCGCCUCACUAUCUGCAUCUCCCUCAAUCUUUGUGUCAUCUGCAAACUGACUAAUCAGGCCACCAACGUUCUCCUCCAAUCCCAUAUAUUAUAAACGAUAGGGCUCUCGGUACUGAUCCCUGCAGAACACCACUGGUCAUAGGUCUCAAGUUCAUUGCUACUCUCUAUCUUCCAUGACCAAGCCAGUUCUGUAUCUGUCUUACCAGCUCACUGCAGAUGCCAUGCAACUUCACCUUGGCAGGCUCCUACAAUGAGGGACCUUGUCCAUUUUUUGCUUUAGUUCAUAUAGACAGCAUCCACUGCCAUGCCUUCAACAAUCAUCUUUGUCACUUCCUCAAAAAACUCAAUCUUUUAAGUUUGUUAGAUAUGACUUUCCAUACUGCCUAUUGCUAAUAAGUCAAUUUUUUUUCCAAAUAUGAGUAAAUCCUAUACUUAAAAAUCUUCUACAAUAAUUUCCCUACCACUGACAUAAGGCUCCCUGACCUAUAGUUUCUUAGAUUACCCCUGUUUCCCUCCUUAAACAAAGGAACAGCAUUGACUAUUCUCCAGUCUUCUGGGACCUCUCCUGUGACUAUAAAGGAUACGAAGAUUUUGUACAAAGUUCCAGCAAUUUCCUCCCUCAGCAUUCUGAGAUAGAUCGUAUCAAUUCCUGGGACUUUGUCUGCCAUAAUGCUUUCAAAACACCCAACACCACUUUCCUUUGUAUCAACAUACCAUAGAAUAUUAACGUAGCCCUCCCAAGAUUCACCAUCCACCUUGUCCUUCUCCUUUCUGAAUACCACUGCAAAGUAUUUGAUAAGGAUCUUACCCACUUCCUCCAGCUCAACACGUAAAUUCUCUGCUUUGUCCUUGAAUGGACCUACUCUUUCCCUGGAUACCUUCUUGGUCAGAUAUAAAAAAUGCCUUGGAAUAUUCCUAUUUACCAAGGAUAUUUUCUUGCCUUUUUUAGUCCUUCUAAUACCUUGUUUGAAUUCCUUCCUGCUUUCUUCAUAUUCUCCGAGGUCUCUGUCUUCAUUUACUGAACCUUUAUGCUUCCUUUCUCUUUUUGACUAAGGUCUAGUAUCUGUAGCCAUCCAAGGUUCCCGACCCUGUUAUCUUUAUCCUUCAUUUUCACAGGAGUAUGUUGGUCCUGAACUCUAAUCAACUAGCCUUAAAAGAUUCCCACAUGCCAGAUGUGGAUUUACCCUCCAAACAGCUGCCCCUGCCAAUCUAUAUUCCCCCAGUUCUUGCCUAAUAUUGUGGUAGCUAGCCUUCCCCCAAUUUAGUACUUUCACCCGAGGACUACUCUUAUCUAUAAGUAACUUAAAACUUACAGAAUUACGGUCACUGUUUCUGAAAUGCUUUGGGUGAAAAAAAUUCUCCUAAAUGGUUUACCCCUUAUCUUUAGACUGCGAUCCCAUUUAUGGAGCUCCCCCAUCAUUGGGAGCGUCCUUCCCACAUCUAACCCAUCUUGUCCUGUUAGAAUUUUUAGGUGUCUGUGAGAUUACCCCCUCAUUUUUUCAGCCAUGCCAUCCCAGGAAUCAGUCUGGUAAACCUUUGCUGAACUCCCUGUAUAGCCAGAACAUCCUUCCUCAGAUUAGGAGACCAAAACUGUGCACAAUACUCCAGGUGUAUAGUCUCACCAAGACCCUGUUUAAUUGCAGCAAGCCAUCCCUGCUCCUGUAUUUGAACCCUGUCUUAGGUUCCAGCUGCUUCAUCAAUGACCUUCCCUCCAUCAUAAGGUCAGAAAUGGGGAUGGUUGCUAAUGUUUGUGUAAUGUUCAGCACCAUUCACAACUCCUCAGACACGGAAACAGUCCAUGUCCAAAUGCAGUGAGACCUGAACAAUAUCCAGGCUUGGGCUGAUGUUUGGCUCAGCUAUUCUUGCUACAUUAAAUGUAGGAUAAUCACAUCUCCCAGAAGAGAGAAUUUACCCAUUGCCUCUGCACAGUAUUCCUGUUGCUGUAUCUCACUUGAUCAGCAUCCCAUAUCUACCAUUGGAUAGAAAUUUAACUGCACCAACCAAACCCAAUUAAGGAAAUUAUCAUCAUUUUCCAACGAAAAAUGAGAUUGACCACAUGGGGAGCUGGUCCACUCAGAGUAUGUGUUUAAAUUCUUUUCAGCAUGAGGCUGCUACUCUCUGAUUUAAAAUGUGGUGAAGUAUUUUUACUGUCAAUAAUAAGGAGCCAAUCACGAGAUUUUCUUGUGUUAAAGACCAAAUUUAUUACUUUAUUUGUAGCCUAAUGACAGUCAACAGAAAAAAGAUUUCACUAAUAAUUAAGGUACCAACAUCUGGUGGGUCAUACCCUCAGAUUCUGAAAGAACUGCAGGGUUGCUACAAUUAUGCUAGCUUCCUUAGACUUGGGAAUGGUCUCAGCAGAUUGGAUGUUGGCAAAUCUAACUAUCAUAUUUCAGUGAGGGAGAGAGAAAACAGGGAAGUACAAAUCAGUCUAAAAUUGUUGUUUGAAAAAUACUAGAAUGGAUAUAAAGGAAAUCUGUUAUUUACUGAGAA